UCGAAAAACAAAAUAAAAAAAAAAAAAAAAAAAUUACGGUAGCAUUCGACGAUGAUUGGCCAAGGUGACCAGAGCUCGGCCUGCAAUUGGUGGAUUUGCAAACUGGCCCCCCUCCUGAUUGGCGGAGACGAGAAGCCUUGGUGAAGUUAGAGAGUUGAUGGAGGAAGUGGAGUUGAAGAAGCCCGAUCUUUAUUCAGUAUAAUCCUGUAAGAUGCCAGUGCAGCCCGCGCUGAAGGAGCCGGAGGGAAUGGAGGUCGAGGGCGACUCGGCCACUGAGGCUAACGGGGAGGAAGAGGAGGAGGAGGAAGAGGAGGAGAGCGGCAGCGAGUCCGAGACUGAGCCGGAGGAAGAGAGCUCAGAAAUGGACGAUGAAGACUGCGAAAGGAGGAGGAUCGAGUGUCUGGAUGAAAUGUCAGACCUGGAGAAGCAGUUCAUGGGUCUGAAGGAAAAGCUUUUCGAGGAGCGGUUAAACCAAGUGAAGGCGAAGCUGGAAGAGGUGAUAGCUGGGAAGGCAGCGGAGUACAUCGAACCUGUAGCUGCCUUGCAGAAGAAUAUGAAGAUCCGAACUGAAGUGGCCGGUGUUUAUAGGGACCUGUGCCUUCAAGUGAUUCAUAACAAGUACGACUGUGAAAUUCAGGGGGCCAGACAGCACACGGAGAGCGAGAAGUUGCUGCUGUUUGAUACCAUGCGGAACGAACUGAUGGAGAAGAUUCAGAGACUGGAAGAGGACAGACAGACCAUAGACAUCAGCUCCGAGUGGUGGAACGACAAGCUUCGUUCGAAGAAGAGCACACGUCGCUGUGACCCGACCAAGCCGGAGAAAAAGAGGAAGCCGGUUUUGGUCUCUGGACCCUACAUCGUUUAUAUGUUACAAGACAUCAGCAUCUUAGAAGACUGGACUGCCAUUAAGAAGGCUAAAGCAACGGUGCUUCCAGUGAAGAAGAAAUCAGAGACAGCCAAGCAGGACAGCGUUCAAUAUUCGGCAAAGUGCGAGGACGGGAAGCUGUAUUACGAAGGCGAGUGCUACAGCAAAGGGCAGGUCAUCCUACUGGAGAUAAGAGAUGAUCCCCCUUCCCAGGCAGUCAUCACGGCAGUGAGCACGGGAGAGGUGUGGUUGAGAAGGACAGAUGGAAGUAAAACCAAAAUCUACGUUUCCCAGCUCCAGAAGGGAAAAUACACCAUUCGGAAAGCCUGAUCCCGGAGAGGGGGGGGGUGGCGGGGCUAGAGAGAUUUCCCCCGGGAUUGUGGGCCGAGAGAGCCGUCCGUCACGGGCGGGGGUGAAGUCGGCGCCAGUCUUUCCACCUGCAGCCCAAGUACUGUGCUUUGUUGAAGCAACGCUAAUCCCCUACCCUCCGAGCGACUCGCAGCACAGAGCUGGGAGAGAUUGCUGAUGUGUGAAGGGCAGUCAGGGUGUAGCGAUUCGUCGUGUCUCACCGCGUUGUGCUGAGACUUGUUUUGGAGCACAUGGUCUUCAAUUGAUAAAACAAACCUGUGCUUUAAUAAAUAUAUUUUUGGCCCUCUAGAAAGGGCAAAUUGAAUAUAAAACUGCCCGUGAAAUUCUGCAGAUUCUUAAAGAUUACAAAUACAGCCCCUGUUCCUUUUAUUGCUGUGCGGGUUGCCGCAUAUCGAAACGCAAAGAGUCGCACUUCUGCUUUUGCAGCCAUCUGCCCUGCACAGCGCGGAAGAAGCAGCUGGACGUUGCUCUGAAAAUGACGCGGCCCAGACAGAUCUGGAUAAAAGUUCUGCAUCGCCUAGAAUUUUAGGAUUGAGGAGCAAUUAAAAAAAAAAUAAAAAUACGAACAUAAUUUUAGAUCUUUUAUUUAACCUCAUGUAAUGAAACUACAAAUUAUCUCGCAAAAAAAAAAAAAAAAAAAAGAUUUAGAUUUUGUUCAGUGUAUGGAAAUCUACAAAGCAAGCGGGGUGUAAUUCAACAUGCAAACUUUAUUGAGCAGGCUGUGUUCGACUUUAUGUAGGACAGGCAAAACUUUUAGCCAGACAGCGUCGCUCUCAAUCCUCAGAGUGCUGCAUAAGCAGUCCUUAGAGGGCUGCUCACUUUCUCUGUUGUUGUAUUUCAUUUCCUGUGUGUUUUCUCUCCUGCUGUGUAUUGUGUGUUUUGUAUCAUUGUACAACGUUGGGUUUUGUGCUAGGGUCUUAAUCCUCCAGCCUUUACGAAUCCAGGAAAAAUUGGUUCCUGAAAAAACAUGCUUUAAAUCUGAUGAUGGCAGGGGGGGGAAGAAUAUUAGUGAUGCACAUACUUUAGUGCACAACCUAUUAAUAGCUCUAAUCUGGUUCCCUGCCUGUAACUGUCUAUAUAUCUGAGGUAGGAUCAUAUUCCUACUAGCCAGACUUUUGAUACUUUUUACAAAUUUUCUAGACUUUUGACUUACAGAAUACACUUCCUGUGCUUGUGGUAUUUGGGACCUCCUGACCCGCACGUAGUGCCAGCUUAGACGGGGACCUUUUUAACUGUAACACAGGAAGUGAGCUUGUAGUGUUGUAGCGGGAUAGAUUAUUAUUAUUUUUAACCCUUUAUGUUUUCAUGUUAGAAUUUGCACUAAGACUAGAUCGAACAAAAUGAUUAUUA
Molecule: messenger RNA, 2584 nt
Organism: Polyodon spathula (Mississippi paddlefish)
Lineage: Eukaryota; Metazoa; Chordata; Actinopteri; Acipenseriformes; Polyodontidae
Product: breast cancer metastasis-suppressor 1 homolog
Exons: 11
Coding region: 212-1195 (327 amino acids)
Biological process (GO): negative regulation of transcription by RNA polymerase II
Cellular component (GO): Sin3-type complex
Molecular function (GO): histone deacetylase binding
Source: RefSeq, a predicted model, not a curated record